Dinoponera quadriceps is the source of this 3050-nucleotide messenger RNA. It is a transcript of the gene Art3, whose product is annotated as protein arginine N-methyltransferase 1. Gene Ontology annotation, cellular component: nucleus. The record is from RefSeq and is a predicted model, not a curated record. The transcript has 8 exons. Gene Ontology annotation, biological process: peptidyl-arginine methylation. Gene Ontology annotation, molecular function: protein-arginine N-methyltransferase activity. The coding region runs from base 167 to 1741 and encodes 524 amino acids. NCBI's taxonomy places the organism in Eukaryota, Metazoa, Arthropoda, Insecta, Hymenoptera, Formicidae.
UCAGGCGCAGGUCUGAACGUAUUUAUGACCGUAACGCGUAAGUAUAAACUCGGCUUGAGAUAAGAAGAGAGUUAGUUGUCGACACGUGCUCGAGCCGCACGGUAAGGUAUUCCGACAGCUAUUGUCCGAUUUUGUCGUUAGCAUCGCAGAGAAAGUGAAGUUUACCAUGGCGAAAUUAGAAUGUGAUAUAUACAAUGACAUGAGCGAUGACGAUAGUGGAGACGAUUGGGAUGAGAAUGGUGAAGAUGAUUACAACAUUCUGUGUCUAUUUUGUACAGAAACCAUUAAUGGGUUUUCCACUGCACUGCAUCACAUCGAAACCCUCCACCAAUUUAACUUGUGUAAUUUUGUAAAAAGACACGUUCAUGACACUUAUACAUAUAUUAAGUUAAUCAAUUUUAUUCGACAUAAGGAGAUUUUACCUGAACAAUUGAGUAUAUUAGGUGUAGAAGCUUGGGACAAGGAAGAGUACAUGCAUCCUACCAUGGAGGAUGAUCCAUGGUUAAUGUAUGAUAUCGAAGACCUCAUCAAUAUUAGAGAUAUGAGCGAAGAGAGGAUAGCAAAGCAAAUACACUUGAAUAGUAGCAAUGGUAAUGUUACUUUGCCAGAGGUGCAAUAUGAGGAUAUGAAGAAAACAAUACGGUCUCUCACAUCUCAGCUGAAGGAAAGCGAAACAAUGUGUUUCCUGGUGAAACAGCAAAUGGAAGAAAUGAGCGAGAAAGCGCAGAAAUUGAUACUGGGCUGUGAUUCAAAUGGAAAAGAGAAGAGCGUUCCUGUCAGUGCUCACAAUCCCAAUGUUGAUGAAGGAUAUUUUAACACAUACAGUCACUUCGCGAUACAUCAUGAAAUGCUGACAGAUAAAAUACGGACAGAGAGCUAUCGCGAUGCUUUAUUGACAAAUUCUAAUCGAUUCCACAAUUGUGUAAUGUUAGACGUUGGCUGUGGGACUGGUAUCCUGUCAAUGUUCGCGGCAAAGUCUGGCUGCCGCAAAGUUAUCAGUGUUGAUCAGUCUGAUGUAAUCUAUCAUGCUAUGGAUAUAGUGAGAGAGAACAAUCUCAGUGACAUAAUUACUUUAAAGAAGGGUCGUCUGGAGGAUAUUAGUAUCGAAGAGGAGAAGGUAGACGCGAUAAUAUCUGAGUGGAUGGGUUACUUCCUCUUAUUUGAAGGAAUGUUAGACACCGUUAUUUAUGCUAGGGACCACUAUUUGGCACCUGGUGGAGCAAUACUUCCAAAUAGAUGUACAAUUAGUAUCGUAGGAAGCGGUGAUACCAAGAGGUAUAUCGAUCUAGUUGAUUAUUGGACGAAUGUGUACGGCUUCAGAAUGAGUUGUAUGAAAGCGGAAGUGGUGCGCGAGCCUAGUAUAGAGAUCUGUAACGUCGACGAUCUAAUAACGAGCACCGCCGAGAUCCAAGCAUUCGACUUGUACAAUGUCACCACGGACUGCGUUAAUUUCUCAUCUCCCUUCACGUUGAACGUGAAGAAGACGGGAUCGUUAACCGCGAUAGUCGGCUAUUUUGACAUUUUCUUCGAUCUAGAGAACCCGGUACAUUUUAGUACAGGCCCUCACUCCACGCCAACGCAUUGGAAGCAGACGGUAUUCUCUUUGAGUGAGCCAAUCAGUAUAACCGAAGGCGAAGUUCUAACUGGUACAUUGGUUUGUCGGAGACACGUUCAAGAUAUUCGAGGCUUAAUCGUUACGAUCCACAUAAAAAAUUUCAAUCAAAUUUAUUAUUUGAAUUAAACGAUGAAACUUUGAGUGAACCCGUUUCGAAAUAUGCACGAAUAAUAGCCGAAUGUGCCAAAUUCCAAAAUAGGGUCCAGAUAUCGAGUUACAAAGUUCUUCGACUUCCGUUAGACGUUAUCGUGCAAAAGUGCAAGUGCAAGUGCAAGCUGUGCGAAACGUGGUUAAGCUUUUACAGCUUUUUGCAUAGAGUCCGAGAUUUCCCAUAAAUUUAGAAUUUACGAUCUCCAUCUUACUUAAAUGGAGAUGUAACUUUCGCAUUUUGCGCUCUUUCGGAUUCCAGCUUUUUAUUUUUACGCUGGAGAAGUAUAUAUACAUACAUAUAAGCUAGUUUUAACAGUACAUAUCGCAGCGUAUAAUCGUUAGUAUGUAUACCCAAUCUACGCCUUUUCAUCGAAAGCGAGACAUAGGAUGCGACACAGCUUCUUUUGAAUUCGCGAAUGACAAUUACGAGCAAAGCGAAAUAAUCGUUCAUCUAGUAGUUAUUUACAUUUGUGCCUUUUUAAUAGUAGCGCAUCUUUAAACCGAUUAUACAUUUGUAAUAUAAAAUUUAGGGGUUUUUCGCACAGACGAUAGAGUUUCGAGACCUCAUAAUUGACCAUUUUUGGCGUAUAAGCAUCUGAAGCCACGAUCAAAAAAAAGAAAGGAAAAAAAAUGAGAAAAACCUGCAGAGCUUAAUAUACAGACAACGAUAUGUAGGGUUCGCUCAAGUCCAAUUUUUAAUAGAUCACCCUAAGGAAUAUAUUCAGCAAACUAUACGACAUUCUUCGAAGUUUUCCCGUUUCGCUUCUCAGUAGACUUUUUCUCUGACCGAGUUUCACUGAUUCCAUCUCUUCGGCGGAACAAAACCAACACUUGAAUCGUCCGAUUUUAAUAUUAUUAUACGAAUUCUCCUGCCACUCUCUUCUUGCAUGUGAUAUAUACGUAUGUACAAGAACGCGUACCGAAUUAAUAGGGGAUUGUUCGUGCUACCGAAUUAUAAAUCCGCAAUCAAACAACUAAGUGCGAAUUCUGUGAUACGAGAGAAUUAGCUACAUAUAGAGUGUUCAUCGAGGAGCGACUUUACAACGGUGACAACCUCCGCAUUUGUGUACGCGAGGAUCUAAUGCGGAGUAACGCUUAUUUUGCUUCGUAUAUACGUAUACAUACAUAAGUACAUAAAAUCUUUUGCGUAAUAUAAAAUAGCGAAUUUUAAUCCGUGACCCGCGUGUGAUUAUCAGUAAUUAUGAAUAAUUACAAAUUAUCAAUAAUAUGUACAUCGAUAAUCUUUUGAAGUGCAUGCAGGUCGAAAUAAAUCUUUAGGAACUUA